Molecule: messenger RNA, 426 nt
Organism: Candidula unifasciata
Lineage: Eukaryota; Metazoa; Mollusca; Gastropoda; Stylommatophora; Geomitridae
Source: the annotation of a GenBank genome assembly
GGUUCUGCAAGAAUGUGCACAGGGAAGGUGACCAUAUCAUCCUUGUCUAUGUUCCUGAGCUCAAUGACAUGCUUCACUUCGUCCAGAUGGAGCAAUUCUGUGUAUGUGUUUGAUCGUGAGGUGAUGGAAGCCAUGCUGAGGGAGGAGCAGGAGCGCAUCAAAGCUGACCUGGAAGUGUUUGCUCAGAAACUCAAAAAGCGUGGCCUGGGAGGGAAAGUGAAAAGUGUCAUGGCUUCCAAGCCAGGAGAGGGCAUUUGCAAGGCUGCCGAGGAAGAGCAGGCCACUCUGAUGGUGGCGGGCUGUCGUGGCUUGGGCACUCUCCGGAGAACAGUGAUGGGCUCGGUCAGCGACUACCUGGUACACCACUCACACAUCCCGGUCUUUGUGUGCAAGCUUCCUAAACACACUCACCAUGAUGAUCACUAG